CUAGUUUAAAAUGCCCCUUCCGCGGCUCUUCCUAUUUCUUCUCUGGCUUUCUCUGCCCUUUCUCUUACCCUCUGUUCGUCUCUGAUGAAAUACUAAAUUAUAUCUUUCCGAUUUCGAUGAUGGAGGUCGUAGCAGUUGCUUCUUUUCCGGUUGUUUUCUUCAAUGGAGAACGUGAGAUCGAGCUAGGUAAUGUUGAGAUCCAUCCUUCCUUAGGUUUCAAGAAACUGCAAUCGGUGAUUUGUCAGAUGAUCGGAAUCUCUCCUCAUCAGAUCUCCAUAUCGUUAAUCCGUGAGAAGGUUUCAAGAUCGUCAGAUAAACGCCGCAGAUUACCAGUUACCGACAAGACAGAUUUUGCUGCAAUCGUGAAAGAGGAAGAUUGUUUCUUGUAUAUUAAGCGAUUGAAGAAGGAAAGAAGGGGGAAACUUCGUCAGAGUAUGGGAGAAAAAGAUUACUUAUCUCAUCCGAUCGCUGAAAAAAUGGCUGCUCCAGAGAAGAUACUCCGACGGGAUCCUGGGACUAAACCACCGCAGUACGGGUUGGUUUCGCCGUAUUUCAAUCAGAUUACAUCGCCGGAGUUUCUUUACAGAGGGGAAAGGUUGGGGUUUGGGCUGGUGGAUUAUGAGAAUCAGUUGCAGAACUUGCAGGCGCAGAGAGAGAAGUAUCUGAUGUCAACCGCCGCUAAUCCUUAUGCGUACAGAGACUGGGAAGAUGGUUACAUGUUCGAAAGGCCGAAUGGGCGUAACCAGGCGGUGGUCUCGAAUGUCGUCUGCCAGGUGUGUUCGGCUGCGAAUGGAAAGCCUACAGCGUUCCAUUGGUGCGUGUAUGACACGGUCACUGUGGGGUUUCGGUCGCCGGCAGGUCCCGUUGCAAGGCCAACCAAAGUCAAGAAUAAGCCCUGCAAUUUACAGAUAGUUUGUGUCGGAUGGAAAUUUAUAAGGUGUUGGUUCCUCCAUGUUUCGCUGUUCCAUUGGAUAUUUUGAUGCACUAUUAUUGUUCUUGUUGGGAGAGAAGCAUAGAUAUAUGUGAGAUAUAUGGUGGCAUGGUGCGAUGCUAUUGGUUUGCGUAAUUGAUCUUUGGACGUUUCUCUAAAAAUAUCUCAACAGCGACAGAUAGCAUUUUGAGAAUAAAUAGAUGAAAUCCCCUGCCAUAUUUGAUCGAACAAUUUGUGGGUAUAAAUGAAGAACCGGACUGAAUAUGCGUAUUUUUUGGGCAUAAUAAAAGGAACUGAAUAUGCAUCUAAACAAUGUUAUGAGGUCUCACUGUUCAGUCACUGUGUCGUCUGAAACCCUAGUUGAAAGACAAGAAAUAUGAACUUGUCUCCUUUUCUGGUGUCUUCCCUUGCCUGAAGACUUGUUGGUUCCACCAAUUUGAAAGACGCUACACUGCUCAGUCUCAUGUGCCCUAGCGCCAGAAGACAAUAGAACCGUGGUUAGGGUUGGAGUUUCUAGUGAUAGGGUUCCUACUCGAAAAAACAAGAAGGAGAAUGGGGAGGAGGAAGAUACAAGAACUUAUGUGGGAAAGCAUUCUAUAGAUGCGAAGCUGAAGUGACUACUCAAAAGAACACAAAGAAUGAGAAAAUAUCACAUUCCAGGGUGGGACGAUUUCUUGAUUGCGUUUCAGAAUUUUGUGAAUAGAAUGUGUAUUAAACGGUGUAUUUUUACAAUCCAGAAUGCAUACCAGACUUUUGGCCACUGCAA
This is a messenger RNA of Macadamia integrifolia, 1697 nucleotides long. RefSeq lists its product as uncharacterized. The record is from RefSeq and is a predicted model, not a curated record. NCBI's taxonomy places the organism in Eukaryota, Viridiplantae, Streptophyta, Magnoliopsida, Proteales, Proteaceae. Bases 117 to 980 code for a protein of 287 amino acids. The transcript is spliced from 2 exons.